Molecule: messenger RNA, 1271 nt
Organism: Quercus robur (English oak)
Lineage: Eukaryota; Viridiplantae; Streptophyta; Magnoliopsida; Fagales; Fagaceae
Exons: 2
Coding region: 34-1005 (323 amino acids)
Source: RefSeq, a predicted model, not a curated record
CAGGAAAAAAGAGCUCAAAAAAAAUAAAGAGCAAUGGGUAGACUGAAAGCGGGUCAGAGUAUGUAUAAGCCGCAACCACUCCCACAAGCCGUGAGAGUCAAACCCAAUACCAAAACCAAAACCAAAUCCCCUCCCUCUCGUACGAGAACAAGAAAAUCAAAAUUAAAUCUAUACAAGAGAAAGAAACAGAAACAGGAAGACGAAGACGAAGAGGAGACUAACGGUAAUAACAACAACAACAACAACAACAACAACAGCAACGAUGACGACCUUGUUACAGUGGCAGUGGUGCCCGCCACCGGUGACGUGUCCGGAGAAGUUCCGGGCCCACUCUCACUACUCCGGAAGUUUCCAAACAAUUCCUCUGCCAACAGCAAUAAUCUCAACCAACUCGCUCCGGCGACGCGUGAACUCUACGCGAAGACGGCGGAGUCUUUGAAGAAGCUGUUGGUUUCGGAGCUUUCGCCGUGGUCUGGAGACGUGGAAACGAUGGUGGCAUCGGCGAACAGGGCUUUCGAAACCUUGGAUUGGCUUCAACCAGAUUACACUGAGUUCUACGACGCCGUUAGGGCUGUCCUCUCUCGCCGCGCUCAGCUCUCAUAUUUCGAGACCGAGCUCCGAACCCACCAAAACGAGGAAUCCGGCGCCGUUUCGUCUUUUCAAGCUCGGUUGAAAGAAGCGGUGGAAGCGGUGGCUAGAUCCGAAGCCGAGUAUUGGAAAGCCAUAGAGCGGGUUAGUGGUCUGAAGAAUCGGGUUUCGGAAAUCCGAAAAGCGCUGAAAAAUCUCGAGCUUGAAUCUGCGUGGGGAGAAGAGGUAGUGCUUGCUGAUCGGAAAAGAGAAUGGGAACAAUGCCUUGAGUCUCACUUGGCUAUUAAGAAGGAAGAGAGAGAGUUGGCUGAUCAAAUGGAGGAGAAGCAAAAGACCAUCGAAAAGAUCAAGCGGCUUCGCGAUGAGGCCGAUGCUGGUGUUCAAGGCUCUAUAAAGGCUUUGUCUUCUCUCUGCUAAAACAAUUGUACUUUGUGCUUUUUCACAGGCUGGUGGUGAUCGAUGACAACUUGGCUUUAGCAGCUACUACCAUGUUUUUGAUUGCUUUUUUGAUAGAGAGAAGACAGCUUUUGAUAAUAUCUAUUUUCUACUUUCUUUGUAUAUAACUCAAAUAACUUGGAUAGUAUAGAGGCUUCUCUUUCUCAGGCUUGUACUGGGAGAUGUGCAUAAUGACAAUAUUUUGUAACCCUCUCUUUUGUUAAUGCAAUUUCUGACUGUUAGUUUCU